ACCAUGGCCGCCGACGACGCGACCCCGACGCCUCCCCCCGUCGGCCCCCUCAUGACGGACGAGAAGCUCGUCCACGGCAUCAGCGACAAGCCCGCCGGCGACGUGGCCAACCCGGACGUCGAGACGGGCCAGUCGGACGAGGGCCUCAAGCGGGAGCUGCACUCGCGCCACCUGCAGUUCAUCGCCAUCGGCGCCGCCCUCGGCACGGGCCUGUUCCUCGGCAUCGGCGGCGCCCUGUCCAAGGCCGGCCCCGGCUCGCUCUUCAUCUCGUUCCUCUUCCUCGGCUCCGUCGUCUACUCCAUCAUGACGGCGCUGGGCGAAAUGGCUUCGUACAUUCCCGUGACGGGCGCCUUCACCGUGUACGCCUCGCGCUUCAUCGACCCGACGCUGGGCUUCGCCAUGGGCUGGAUCUACUGGUUCAGCUGGGUCAUCACCAUCGGGCUGGAGCUGACGGCCAGCGGCCUCAUCAUCCAGUACUGGACCGAGUCCAUCAGCAUCGGCGUCUGGAUCGCCAUCUUCUGGGUCGUCUUCACGGCCGCGCAGUUCCUGCCCACGUUCGUCUUUGGCGAGAUGGAGGCGUACCUGUCGAGCAUCAAGGUCGUCACCAUUGUCGGCUUCGUCAUCUUUGGCAUCUGCGUCAACGCGGGCGUGGGCGACCAGGGCUACAUUGGCUUCAAGUACUGGCGCGAGCCGGGCGCCUUUGCCGAGUACCUGGUCGACGGCGCCAUCGGCAAGUUUGUCGGCUUCUGGACGGUGCUCGUCACGGCCGGCUUCAGCUUCCAGGGCACGGAGCUGGUCGUCGUCGGCGCCGGCGAGACGGCGAACCCGCGCACGGCCAUCCCGUCGGCCAUCCGCUGGACCUUCUGGGCCGUCUUUUUGCUCUUCAACUGCACCGUCUUCUUCGUCGGCAUCAACGUCCCCUACGACAACCCGGACCUGCAGAACGGCUCGACCAACGCGUCCGCGUCGCCGCUGGUCAUCGUCGCCAAGCUGGCCGGCAUCCAGGCGCUGCCGUCCAUCAUCAACGCCGUCCUGCUCACCGCGGUCCUGUCCGCCGCCAACUCGGACAUCUACUCGAGCAGCCGCAUCCUCGUCGCCAUGGCCGGCGAGGGCCACGCGCCCAAGUUCUUCGGGCGCACCAACCGCUACGGCACCCCCUACUGGGCCGUCGCCUGCUGCUCCGUCUUUGGCCUGCUGGCCUUCCUCAACCUGUCCAACAACGGCACCGUCGUCUUCAACUGGCUGCUCAACAUCACCGCCGUCGCCGGCUUCAUCAGCUGGGCCCUCAUCAACCUGUGCCACAUCCGCUUCAUGCGCGUCCUCAAGUACCAGAACAUCCCCCGCGACGAGCUGCCCUACAAGGCGCCCUUCCAGCCGUAUCUUUCCUGGUUCGGCUUCUUCUUCAACGUCCUGAUCCUCAUCACCAACGGCUUCACCGUCUUCAUCGACUGGGACACGAGCAGCUUCUUUGCCAGCUACGUCAGCGUCAUGCUCUUCAUCGUGCUGUACGUCGGGCACAAGCUCAUUUGCAGGACCAAGAUUAUCCCCGUGUCCGAGGUGGACAUUUCCAAGGGCCGGUCAGGGCAGUGAUGCAUGUGGGAAAUAGCGAGUAAUAUUCAUGCUGUACGAGUGUCAUGAUCUACCGAUAGUAAUUGAUACCCCUUUUAUUGGAAAUUGGAGCUGGAGUUGUGUGUUCCUUAAAGAAUUUCCCUCAGCUGGCACUGUCACAUGUCAGAGAUGCAGCAAACACAUUGUAUUUCGUUUUGUUGGGCAAUUGACUGAAAUCUGUUGGAGAAGACGACAAAUUAGCCUCAAUGGGGGAGGCAAGAUACCCCACGCUCGUCUCAGCUCCGCGAUCGACACUUCGAUGUCAUUCGAGAGAACAGAGAGGACGGGAUUGAAGCAUGUCGUCAGCGUGGCUGCUUAGAAUCAG
Messenger RNA from Trichoderma citrinoviride, 1933 nucleotides. RefSeq names its product amino acid transporter. NCBI's taxonomy places the organism in Eukaryota, Fungi, Ascomycota, Sordariomycetes, Hypocreales, Hypocreaceae. Gene Ontology annotation, molecular function: amino acid transmembrane transporter activity. Gene Ontology annotation, cellular component: membrane. Gene Ontology annotation, biological process: amino acid transmembrane transport. The record is from RefSeq and is a predicted model, not a curated record. The coding region runs from base 4 to 1590 and encodes 528 amino acids. The transcript has 4 exons.